GGUAGUUGGGUCAUCUGCUGGCGCUAGUGCAAAUUGUUGGGGAUGAAUCGUUUUCGUUUUGGAUUUGCGUUCGACUCUUCCGGCUACACCUUGCAAUGAGUCCAGGCAGGGACUCCUUGCAAGGACUCCUUCGAAGGAGUCUUUUAAAUUUACGCACUUGAAUUUAUUGCCAUCGGGGGAAGCGAAAAAAAGAGUCCUUCUGGGGACUCUUUUCGAGGAGUCUCAACCGAGAACUUUAAAUUUACGCACUUGGUCUCGCACAUGAAUUUCCCAGAGUUCUGAAAGAAAGCGGGCGCGCUUCUUUCUGAAUUCCAGAAAUUCACUGCUCAGAAAUUUGCUCCUUUUCUGCCGAACGUCUCUCGCCAACGUUUCGGACUGCAUGAAUGAGGGGUUUGCAAUUAUAGAUGACGGAAAGGACACCCUGCCCGCCUCCCUGAAAGACACUGCAACGGACGAAAUCGCAACAGUGCUGGAAACGUGGAGAAAGGACAACGAGUCAGGCCAGAAAGACAAAUUGUGGUUCGAGCUUUCUGACGACAUUCCCAAUUAUGCAGGGACCGAUGGCAAAGGUCCACGGGGAUGGAGCGUGACGCUGGACCCGGACCACCGAGAUGUAAAGUACAUCUACAUCAUAUGGAUGUGUCAGGUUUGAAAUCAUCAAAGUUGAAAUAGUUUGUCAUGCAUAAAAUGGAUGCCAGUUAGACCUGCAGUUUGUAGUCGGUGCAUGAAAAAUCUUCCCGGUCCUGGAAAAGAGUCUGUCAUGCGGUUUAGGGCAAAAGAGCUGCCUUCUGUCAUGCUAGUCAGCAGUCCAACUUUUGACCCUUACCAGGACUAUAAUCUGCCUCCCUUGCGUCCUCUGCAAUAGAGUCACUUUCUGUAUCGCAUUUUAUGCAUUACAAAUUAUUUCAACUUUGUCGAUUUCAACUCUGACGCAUCCAUACAUCAUUGGCCCACGACAGUACACCAAGGCCAAGUCGAAUGGCGAUAAAGAUCACCGUAAAGCGAUGCAGAUCUGUGGCUUCCACGCCUUUUCCACAGAGCAGUGGUGGAUGACGGAGCCCCGUUUGUGGGUGUUUCCGGAUCUGCUGCGCGCCACGCAGAGCACGACGAGAGCGACCGACCUCCCCGGAAUUCUGGACCUGGCCAAGCUGCCCCUCAGCUACCAGAAGGGCAGAGCGAACUCGCGUCACUUGACCGACAGAAAUCCAGACGCGCGCCCGCUCGUUUGCGCUAGCACGGCGGGUCCGGUGGCCGGGGACGGCGACCGGGGCUGGUGGCGCAUCGAGUUCGCGGACGGGCGGGAGCACACGCUCUCAUGA
Amoebophrya sp. A120 is the source of this 1319-nucleotide messenger RNA. The record is from the annotation of a GenBank genome assembly. NCBI's taxonomy places the organism in Eukaryota, Dinophyceae, Syndiniales, Amoebophryaceae.